Messenger RNA from Opisthorchis viverrini, 954 nucleotides. RefSeq lists its product as hypothetical. The transcript is spliced from 7 exons. Gene Ontology annotation, cellular component: Golgi apparatus. Gene Ontology annotation, molecular function: protein-tyrosine sulfotransferase activity. Bases 1 to 954 code for a protein of 317 amino acids. The record is from RefSeq and is a predicted model, not a curated record. Gene Ontology annotation, biological process: peptidyl-tyrosine sulfation. NCBI's taxonomy places the organism in Eukaryota, Metazoa, Platyhelminthes, Trematoda, Opisthorchiida, Opisthorchiidae.
AUGGCAUGCGCUUCGCACCGACAACAUAUAAGGUCAUGGUCCCGGAGACGCAGCCACCGAACAGGCCACUUGCAAUCAAAAACUUAUGCACGUACUGGUGCAGGUGCUGUAACACAAUACCGAACAUUAAAAAAAUUUAAAAAAAAUUGUGAAGAUGUAGCACCCUUUCGGUGCCUAGCUGCCAUGCCAUCCGAAGGAAGCACGAUGACUAGGAUAAUGUCAAGUUGCCCAAGCCUAGACAGGGAUAGUCGGAAGGCAGAGGUCAGAAGCGGAACCAUAACCGUGGUCAUCGUCAUCACCAUGAAGAGCACAUCAGUGCUCAACACUGAUGCUUCGCUGCCGUACGCAUAUGAUUUGUUUGAAAGCCUUAUCGUGAGAAUAAAUGUUGACAAUGAAGGAAUUUGUGCUUGGUUACUUCAAUCAUUCCGAGACAACCUCAAGAUCAUUCAAGUUUGCCACCGGGUUGGUUCUGAACGAUGCAUUAUUGUUCGAUACGAAUUACUUGUGCUCAAUCCAGAACGGGAACUAAAGGUGUUGACAGGUAAGCAAAUAUUUUCGUGGAGCUCACGUUCGACAAAAGUAUUGCAUGGCUUUUUGCGUACAUGGAUGAUAGACAACCUCAAGAUCAUUCAAGCUUGCCACCGAGUUGGUUCUGAACGAUGCAUUAUUGUUCGAUACGAAUUGCUUGUGCUCAAUCCAGAACGGGAACUAAAGGUGUUGACAGAAUUUCUCCAUGUUCCGUGGGACCCAGUUAUGCUAAAUCAUGAGAAGUUAAUCGGUAACAUUUCGCAACUAAACCCGGUUCUUUUCGCACAACCACGUGAAGGGUGGAAACGAGCCAGAGGCGGUCAAGCACUGACUUCGCAGAGAAGUAUAGAAGCCAUUACCAGCAAACUCAGUUGCGCUGGUCACUGCCGUCUUCCCGGAUGGGGACCCCGAGACGGGCCACAUUAA